This is a messenger RNA of Acomys russatus (golden spiny mouse), 884 nucleotides long. RefSeq names its product cell division cycle associated 5 (gene Cdca5). The transcript has 6 exons. The record is from RefSeq and is a predicted model, not a curated record. Bases 101 to 847 code for a protein of 248 amino acids. NCBI's taxonomy places the organism in Eukaryota, Metazoa, Chordata, Mammalia, Rodentia, Muridae.
CGUCGACAGGCGGGUAAUUUGAACGUUUGCAGGCACCAGUUUUUCGGUUGGCGCGAGCCUGAGUUGGUGACCGCGGCGGAGAUUGAGCCGGACCGUAGACAUGUCGGAGCGGCGAACGCGGUCCGGAGGCGCCGCCCAGCCGUCCGGGCCUAAGACACCACUUACUAAGCCUUUGAAGAGGCCCCAGCGGAAAUCUGGCUCAGAUCUCCCGAACAUCUUUUCUGAAAUAUGGCCGAAGACACCCCAUGCGGCUCCAGUCAGAAAGGCCAUCGUUUUGAAGAAGAUCGUAGCUCAUGCAGUAGAGGUCCCACCUGUGCACAGACUUCGCAGGAGCCCUAGGAUCUCUUUUAUCUUGGAAAAAGAAAACAGCCCUCCCCUCAAGGUACCCACUAAAGAGGACCUCUUCAAGACUUGUCCUGUCCCUGGCACUCCCAGCAGCACCCCAGUGCUGUACACUCACAAUGUUGAGUCUAACUCUGGGGAAGGAGAGCAGGAUGCCAGAGACUUGGAAAUGUCUCAAAAAGUCAGGCGAUCAUACAGUCGGCUAGAGAGCUGCAGUUCUGCCUCAACCUCUACUCCUGGCCGCCGAUCCUUCUUUGGCUUUGAGGGACCUGAAGACUUGCCUGGAAUCUCACCUGUCGUGUGUUCAAAGUUAACUGAGAUCCCAAAGGUGCCUGUAAAGCCCAGGCUUCCGGACACAACGCUUCCUGGAAUCUCGCCUCCACCUGUGAAAGAGAAACGGAAGAAGAAGGUGCCUGAGAUCCUGAAAUCAGAGCUGGAUGAGUGGGCUAAGACCAUGAAUGCUGAAUUUGAAGCUGCUGAGCAGUUUGAGCUUCUCAUUGAGUGAGAUGAACUGGGAUGCCAAUCACUGAGUGAGAUGGGCU